Penaeus vannamei (Pacific white shrimp) is the source of this 1072-nucleotide messenger RNA. RefSeq names its product DNA fragmentation factor subunit alpha. The record is from RefSeq and is a predicted model, not a curated record. Lineage: Eukaryota; Metazoa; Arthropoda; Malacostraca; Decapoda; Penaeidae. Gene Ontology annotation, biological process: regulation of apoptotic process; apoptotic process.
UACAAGGCAAGCGCAGGCGUCUAAGAAUCAGCUGAUCGGGCCGUGGCAUUCGGAUUGCAAUUUUGGAGAUAAAGGCCGUAAUUUUAGAGGAAAAGGGGGAUAAGAGGGAAAUGAAGAAGCCAAUUAGAGUAUGGUCACAAGACAGGAAACGUCGAUAUGGAGUUGUUGCGAACAGCUUUAAGGAUGUCAUUGAGAAAGGUGCAGCAAAGCUGGGUAUGGAUGAUACAAGCUCUUUAACUGUGGUACUGGAAGAAGAUGGCACUGUUGUUGAUGAUGCUUACUGGGAGACUCUGGCACCUGAUACGAAACUCAUCUUCUUAGCAGCUGAUGAGGCAUGGCAUCCUUCUCCACUGUCAGUCCCAAGCAACUUGCUAUUUGUAUCUGAUGAAAUAGAUGGUCCAAUUGGAGAUGAAGAGAGGGCAGUCAAUCUCCUAAAAUCACUAGAACAAAAUCCUGCAUCAGUUGCAUUGUUAAGCUUGUCUGACCUAGAGGUCAUUAAAGAUGCAAACUUAAGCUCUUUGGAACUGCCUAAACAGACCUCAGAUUCCUCCCUGCAGUUACAGGAGUUGUGUAUUGAAUUUUAUGUUAAGAAGAAGAAAGAAGCAGAAGCAAUGGAAUUAGUUGACUUGCUGAAGGAACAUUUAAAGGGCAAUGAUGCAUAAAUUAAGAUCCUCUUCUUUCAGCUCAUAAACCUUUAUAAAAGAAAGGCCAUUGUCAGAAGUAGGAAAAUGAUUUCCAUUGAUAUUUUUGAAAUAAUGAAUACAGAAAUAUCUUAUAUCUGAAAAAAACAACUCAAGAUGAAGUGGUUUAUAAAGAUUAUAUUUGAACCUGGUUAUCAAAUAGUUUGUACUGAACUAAUUAUAAUAUGCAAGUAAUUUGUUUUAUGAUGCAAGAGUUUUUUAAUGAGAGUUCAUAGAAAUGUUAAAGAAACAUAUGAAUAUGUUAUAUACUUGUAUUAUUCAGUUGUGUACAUGAUGUUUAAACAAAAUUUUCUUUUAGAAAUACAAUAUACUAUGAAAUAAUCAGUUGUCAUGUACAUGACUCUAUAAAUGGUCAUCUUAUUCAUAUACAA